Molecule: messenger RNA, 375 nt
Organism: Fraxinus pennsylvanica
Lineage: Eukaryota; Viridiplantae; Streptophyta; Magnoliopsida; Lamiales; Oleaceae
Source: the annotation of a GenBank genome assembly
AUGGCAUUUGAAGUAGUAACCUUGAAGGGAGUAUUUGCAUUCUUUAUGGUUGUAUGCAUGGCAACAUCAGCUGUGCCAAGUUCAAUGCAUGUUGCGGCCACACCACAUCCUCAAUUUUCUACUGUUGGAGCACCAUCAGAUUCAGUACUGAUGGAGGAAGGUUUUUUGCCGUGCUUGGAAGCUCUUAUAGGUAUCGAAGGUUGCGAAGAGAUCUUUAAAGCAGUAUUCGGACUUCCAGUGGACGCUUCGUGCUGCCAAGUUGUUAAUCAAAUAGCCAAAAUCUGCUUGCCAAAAGAGCCGCUUUUAAAUCAUACGUUUUUGCCCGUCGCUCUUGACAACUGCAUUACAGUCCCAGCACCACCAGCCAGCAUUUGA